UUAUCGCCAUCAGUAACUUCAGAAAAUGAUGGUUGGAUAGCAUAACUCAGAGGAAGCUUAUCAUGGUUAGGAGUAUGGGAAAUGUGAUUGACUGCUUUACUACUGUUCAUCUGUUUUGAAAUGGAAGUUUUUGGUUUGAAUUUAUGGGGUUUGGUGGUUAAGUUACUGGUUUUUUGCGUGUGUAAAGAACUGUUAUUACUGGGCAAGAUAGCUUGUUUGGGUUGAGAGAACACAAUAUGUUUAUGGUUUAAUUUUUCCGGAAUUUGCAUGUUGGAUAUUUGUGGGCUUAUGAUUGGUUGGGUUGAAAAUGAUGGGCCGGUGGAUUUAUGGUUAAGGGACGAUACAGGAUUGGACAGCCACUGAAUAGCAGCAUUAGGUUUUGGUAGUGGGGGGACAGCCUCAUUAAUUGUCAAUGAUUGGUUUGUCUGGUUGUCGCCAAAACUUCCUUCUGAAAACAAUACCGUGGCACUUGUUGACGCGGCUGGCAUUUUAAUGUUCAUAAUAGGAUGCUUGGGAAUAAUUUGACAAUGCAUUAAUGUCUCAUGAUUGUCACAGAUUCCACCAGUAAUAGUCAAAUCGUGGUGGGCCCCUACGGGUGAAAAGUCAGUUGCAGAUGCAUCUGUGCUGACGUGGUGAGCACGCGCCUCAUGUUCAUCAACGGAGCACUUUGGUGAAUCUCUACCCACACCUUCCUCCUUCAGCCAUUUUGAGCUUGCAGCAUUAGUGAACCUCCUAUUCUCCACCCUAAUAUCAUUAGACCAACCUCUCAAUCCAUUAUCAUCCUCCAUAGCGAAACGAAUUUCACACUUCUGUUCCGAAUGACCCAGUAAUCCACAUACAAAACAGAAAAGUCCCAGAUUCUCAUACUUAAAAUUAACCGUACACCACUCUCCGCCUUUAUUUUUAACUCUGGAAUUUUUCUUUAACGGCUGACGGACAUCCACUUUCACUCUCAAGCGCAUAUACUGCCUCCAUAAGCUAGAAUUAUUAUUUUUAUCAUACUCCACGAAUGAACCAAUAUAAUUAGCCAUAGCUUUGCCGACUUUCUCCAACAUAAGCCCUGCAGGAAGGUUAUGAAUCUGAACCCAGAAUUCAACAUGGAACAACGGGAUGUGUUCAAUUUGCAUUCCGAUCUGUACUCUAUCAAUGAUCAACAAAUGACUACCGAAAGUCCAGGGCCCUCCUUUCAGCGCAGCCUCCAUAUCUAGCUUAUGAGAAAAUUGAAACAGAAAUAAUCCUUCCAAAGCUUUCUUGAUAAUGACCCCCUUGACCGGACGCCACAUAUCCGCCACUCUCUUCUUCAUAGACAUAACAUGGAUUGGUUUAUCACACAAAAACCUUCCAACAAGACACAGUCGAAGAUCACCAACUUCUGUACAUUCAUCCUCCACAUCGAAACAAAACCCCCCUUCAUCAUCCUCCUCUUGCAGUGAUAUGUCGUUAAUAUUCGGAUUUGCCAUUCUGUGUAGUCAAAAGGUAGUACGGACCCAAAAAAACCAGGAAAAGAAAGAGAUCAAAGCUUCUCAGUGGGAGAAGAAAAGAAACAAACCCUAGCAGAACUAGGAAAAUGCCAUAAAAAAAAACUAUUGAUUGACAGCACUGAUGGCGAUAAUGGCGAUAAAUCUUUCUUAUGAGGGCUUACUUGAACUUCAAAAAAUUGCUCAAAAGUUUGAAGACAAAAUAUUUAUGUCUGCAACAAGUCAGUCUGAUUAUUUACGGAAAAUAUCUUUAAAGAUGCUAUCGAUGGAGACUAAAUCUCCCAACACCAUUACCAACAAUAUACUGUCUAAUGCCCUUAGGAAUCAAAACAACAUUGGGCUUAACUCCACUUACAAGACCAAUAUUCUCGCUGAGGUGCGAUCAAAUUCAUCUACGGUACCACUAGGACAUGAGAAAGAAUAUCCAUUGAUACCGCCUGACCGUUUUAAGCGGAAGAGGGUUUCUUUGGGGAACUCUUCAUAUUCUUCUGAAAGAACCGAGUCUGGAAUUCCCAAAGAUCCUACUACUAUAACGGUUAUUCACGACUAUAGUAACUUGUUUCUUCAGAGUGAAGUUUUGAAUUUUGCAGGACAAAUGGAGCCUUCUAAAGUUGUUUCACUUGGUUUGGAGAACAUCUUUGAUGCCGUGGUCAAUAAUGCAAUGUGGCUCAACUCUGUUGCUAACGAAGCUAAAGAUGUUUUUAAGAGUUGGCCUCAUGAGAAGAUGAAAUAUGAAGAAGACCUCCAACGUCUGACCGACGAAUUGGUGAAAAAGGAUGAAUUGAUUGCUCAACUAAAGGAAGAGAAUGUCAACUUGACAAAGAAGUCGGAGAGGGAAAAAUAUGAACUCUCAGCCCAACUAGAAUCUUCGAAGAAGGCUUGUGAAAAUGCCAAGACAUUGCUGAAAAAUGCCCAUAAAUCACUAGAGGAGGUUCAGAAGAUUUAAUCUUGAAAAAUCUUUUGGCAAGUUAAGUAAAAUAAAAACGGAAGCAGUUUGAUCUGGGUUUCAACUAAGCUCUUGACCAAGUUACUAAGUUACUAAGCAUAUACCUGAAAUUUGAGCUUCAAGAGUUUGAUUGACACAUUGUUAGGAGAAGAGAUAUGUGAGAAUAGCACUACGGAGACUGUUUUAUAUAGAAAAAAAUUUACCGUUUAUUACAGGUUAUAGUUAGAUGUGAGACUUAUAUACAAAUAUAAAUAUAUAUUAUAUUAACAAAUAUAUACAUAUUCUAUCAUUUUUACUGAAUUAAUUAGUUCAUAGAGACAACUUGUUUAACAAUCUGUUUGUUUACUGGCUAGUUAUCUAUGUCUCAAUUAGAUCCUCUAUAGUUGGACAUACAAUAAGCUAGUAUAGAACGAAUCCCUGUUAUAAAUGUAACUUCUAACUCAAUCAUUAUUAAUCAAUCGAGUCAAUACAUUACUUCAAUCCUUUUCACUCAUUAUAUUAAUCAUGAACAACAUUGCAUACCUCUUGCCCUUAUAUUUUUAACCCCCUAUUGUCCAUUAUGAAAAUUGUUUUUCAUCGU
Vicia villosa (hairy vetch) is the source of this 3004-nucleotide messenger RNA. RefSeq lists its product as uncharacterized. Gene Ontology annotation, biological process: regulation of DNA-templated transcription. Gene Ontology annotation, molecular function: transcription coregulator activity. Lineage: Eukaryota; Viridiplantae; Streptophyta; Magnoliopsida; Fabales; Fabaceae. The transcript has 2 exons. The record is from RefSeq and is a predicted model, not a curated record. Bases 1603 to 2424 code for a protein of 273 amino acids.